Molecule: messenger RNA, 1446 nt
Organism: Mizuhopecten yessoensis (Yesso scallop)
Lineage: Eukaryota; Metazoa; Mollusca; Bivalvia; Pectinida; Pectinidae
Product: arylsulfatase B-like
Exons: 14
Coding region: 1-1419 (472 amino acids)
Source: RefSeq, a predicted model, not a curated record
AUGAAGGAGAUUCUAGGAAUCUGUGUAAUCCUGUUGGCCUUAGUCUUAUGUAUCCAUGCAGCCUCGCGUCCACAUAUAGUAUUUGUGGUGUCAGACGAUUUAGGUUGGAAUGACGUUGGUUGGCACAAUCAACACAUAGGUAGCUACUAUUUGUCCAAAUUUGCACACGAGGGCGUCAUAUUAGACAAUUCUUAUAUGCAGCCAGUCUGCUCACCAUCAAGAGGGAGUGUUCUGAGUGGAUAUUAUCCCUUCCAUACUGGAUUACAGCACGGUAUAAUUAUGGAUUCACAGCCCAAGUUUUUGCCUUCCAACUUCACUCUACUUCCGGAAAAGCUGCAGGAGCUUGGAUAUGCAACACACAUGGUUGGGAAAUGGCAUUUGGGAUUCUGUAACUGGAAGUACACACCAAACCACAGAGGAUUCGACAGUUUUAUGGGAUACUAUAGUGGCGCUGAGGAUUAUUACACCCACCAAGCAGGGCGAGCUUACGACUUCCGUCUGAACGACGAGAUCCAUCACCCACCAACCGGAGAAUAUUCAACAGAGACGUACACAAAACGGGUAAUGGACAUAAUACACCAUCAUGAUCCUCAACACCAGCCUCUCUUCCUGUAUGUUGCCUAUCAAAGCGUCCAUUCACCCUUACAGGUUCCACAACACUACUCGGACCUACACCCGCAUAUUCCGAAUGAAAACCGACGAACGUUUACAGGCAUGGUCAAUGCAAUGGAUGAAUCAUUUGGCAAUAUCACGAAUGCCCUGAAAACAGGAGGAUAUUGGGACAACCUGCUGAUCAUCUUCACCUCAGACAAUGGAGGCUCAGUAACAGAUGGCGGUAAUAACUGGCCCCUUCGUGGCAAUAAAGGAACUCUAUGGGAGGGAGGCACUCGAGUACCGGGAUUCGUAUAUAGUCCUUCUCUCCUUUCUAAGACUGGCUAUACCAUCUCCGAGAUGAUCCAUGCCGUUGACUGGUUCCCGACUAUGCUAAAGGCUGCAGGCGGCAUUACCGAUCCCCACAUGGAUGGUGUUAGUCAAUGGGAAAUGCUGCAGAACGGAACGAGUUCGGCCAGAACCGAGUUCGUCUACAAUAUUGAUGACAUCAAAGGCAAUGCAGCCAUCAGGGUUGGUGAUUACAAACUUAUCACCGGAGAUGCCGGCAGGAAAGACGAUUGGUACACACCAAACCACGCGCAUUUGCAUCAUCACAGUACAACAACCUCCACGUCGCCUCAGCUUUUUAACUUGAGAAAUGAUCCCACCGAGCACCACGAUAUCUCCAGUCAACACCCUAACAUCGUCAGUAACCUUCAGGACAAAUUAGCCAACUACAGGAAAACACAGAUGUCAGCACAAAAUCCGGAUCAGGUCCAACAUGCUCUACAAGACUACAAUGGCGUCUGGACCCCGGGAUGGUGUUGAAUGUUUCACAAUAAAUGUGUAUUGAGA